AUGGAGUCUUACUACCUGACUAGUGACCAUUAUACCCUUAUCAGAAAUGGGUCAAACCCCGAACUUAUCUCCGCGAAAUUGGUCAUUGAUUUGGUUCUCACCGAGUACGGUAUACGGGAACUAACACAGCGUGAGGAAAAGUUACAACAUAGAGCUAGAGCCUUGGAAAAGGCUGUAGCUAUCGAGUCCAAUCAGUUACCGCCCGGCAAGGCCACGGGUAUCGAGUCUACAAGAGCCCAGCUGGAAGAGAAAAAUCAGCAACUUAAAGAGGUUCAACUGCAAUACCAGAGAAAAGAGGUUGUUCGGAUCGAAGAUGAUGUUGCAGCCGGGAUUGUGGAUGUUGCGAACAGAGGCAUCUAUCUAAAAGGAACAGAGGUCAAGACCAUUGCACAAUAG
Penicillium griseofulvum is the source of this 396-nucleotide messenger RNA. RefSeq lists its product as uncharacterized. The transcript has 2 exons. The coding region runs from base 1 to 396 and encodes 131 amino acids. The record is from RefSeq and is a predicted model, not a curated record. NCBI's taxonomy places the organism in Eukaryota, Fungi, Ascomycota, Eurotiomycetes, Eurotiales, Aspergillaceae.